This is a messenger RNA of Elephantulus edwardii (Cape elephant shrew), 9537 nucleotides long. RefSeq names its product vacuolar protein sorting 13 homolog A (S. cerevisiae) (gene VPS13A). The record is from RefSeq and is a predicted model, not a curated record. NCBI's taxonomy places the organism in Eukaryota, Metazoa, Chordata, Mammalia, Macroscelidea, Macroscelididae. The transcript has 72 exons. Gene Ontology annotation, cellular component: extrinsic component of membrane. Gene Ontology annotation, biological process: protein targeting to vacuole; autophagy; protein retention in Golgi apparatus.
AUGGUGUUCGAGUCUGUGGUCGUGGACGUGUUGAACCGGUUCUUGGGGGACUAUGUGGUGAACCUGGACACGUCCCAGCUCUCUCUGGGCAUCUGGGGAGGAGCUGUAUCACUUAAGAAUCUCAAGAUAAAGGAAAAUGCCUUGAAUCAGUUGGAUGUACCUUUUAAAGUUAAAGCUGGUCAUAUAGGUAAUCUUGAUCUUGUAAUUCCCUGGAAAAAUCUUUAUACUCAACCAGUAGAAGCUGUAUUGGAAGAAAUUUAUUUACUUAUAGUGCCUUCUUCUAUAAUACGAUAUGAUCCUAUAAAAGAAGAAAAACAUAUGUUGGAAGCAAAACAACAAGAACUGAAAAGAAUAGAAGAAGCCAAACAAAAAGUAGCUGAUCAAGAGCAACCUAAGGAAGAGAAACAGGACACUUUUGUAGAAAAAUUAGUUACUCAGAUCAUUAAAAAUCUUCAAGUGAAAAUUUCCAGCAUCCACAUUCGCUAUGAAGAUGAUAUCACAGAUUGUGACAACCCAUUGUCAUUUGGUAUUUCCCUUCAAAAUCUCAGCUUGCAGACAACUGAUCAAGACUGGGUUCCGUGUUUACAUAAUGAAGCUGAAAAACUAGUUCGUAAGUUAGUUCGAUUGGAUAAUCUUUUUGCUUAUUGGAAUGUGAAGUCUCAGAUGUUUUAUUAUAAUGACUAUGAUGAAUCUUUGAACAAGUUGAAGAAGGGCAUUGUCAAUGAAAAUGUUAUUCCAGAAGGUUAUGAUUUUGUAUUCCGCCCUCUAUCUGCUAAUGCCAAACUUCAGAUGAAUCGCCGAUCAGAUUAUGACUUUUCUGAUCCUAAAAUAAACCUGGAUGUUGAGUUACAUGAUAUAGCCAUUGAAUUUAAUAAACCACAGUAUUUCAGUCUUAUGGAACUUCUUGAAUCUGUUGAUAGGAUGACACAGAACCUGCCAUAUAGGAAAUUCAAACCUGAUGUAUCUCUUCGCUUCCAUGCCAGGGAAUGGUGGGCUUAUGCUAUAAAUGCUGUUCUUGAAGUAAAAAUUCGUCCCAAGUUACGAGUGUGGUCGUGGGAAUAUAUUCGAGAUCAUAGGCAACAUGUAAAACAAUAUAAAGAUCUGUAUAAAAGAAAGAUAACAACAGUUAAGAAGCUGUCUGGUGACUGUCUUGUGUCUUUAGAGGAGUUGGAAAAGAUACUGGAUGUCUUUAAUAUAACAUUGACAAGACAACAGGCAGAAGUUGAGGCAAAGAAAGCUGGAUGUAAGGUUUACAGAGAAGGGGAAAGAGAUUCAGAGGCUCGCACGGGAUGGUUUGACUGGAUGUGGAGCUGGUCAGAAGGAGGUGUGAGUGAACAACAGCCCGAUGCUAAACCUGGAACUCUUGAAGAAAUGUUGACACUUGAAGAAAAAGCUAAACUCUAUGAAGCAAUCGGUUACAGUGAAACAGCAGGUGAUCCAACCUUGCCAAAAACAUUUGAAGCCAUGAAAUUUUUCGUUCAUUUGAAAAGUAUAUCUAUUGUUCUAAGAGAAAAUCACCAAAAACCAGAACUGUUAGAGAUUUUAUUAGAAGAGUUCAGUACUUUAAUUGUGCAAAGACCAGGAGCACAAGCAAUAAAAUUUGAAACCAAAAUAGACUCAUUUCGUGUUACUGGCUUACCAGAUAAUUUAACAAAACCUCGUCUCUUGUCUUCAGUGGAUGAUGCUACCUCACUUUUCCAAAUUAUUUUUGAGAUAAAUCCAUCAGAUGAAACUGUUGAUCAGAGGUGUAUCAUUGAAGCCGAACCUGUAGAAAUGCUGUAUGAUGCAAGGACAGUAAAUAGUAUAGUAGAAUUCUUCAGACCACCAAAAGAUGUACAUCUAACACAGCUAACUUCAGCAACUUUGACAAAACUUGAAGAAUUUCGUGAUAAGACAGCAACAGGUCUACUAUAUAUUAUUGAAACACAGAAAGUUCUUGAUCUCAAAAUUAAUUUGAAGUCAUCAUAUAUUAUUAUUCCACAAGAUGGAAUUUUCAGUCCUACAUCAAAUCUACUUCUUUUGGAUCUUGGUCAUCUAAAGGUAACAAGUAAAAAUCGUGUGGAGUUACCAGAUGUAAAACUGGGUGAAGUCAAUCUUGAAGAGAUAAUGCAUAGAGCUUACGACUCAUUUGAUGUUCAGCUUACAAGUGUGCAGCUGCUCUACAGCAGAGUUGGUGAUAAUUGGAAAGAAGCUCGAAAGCUCAAUGUGUCUACACAACAUAUUUUGGUACCUAUGCACUUCAAUGUUGAACUCUCGAAGGCCAUGGUUGUCACAGAUUUAAGGAUGCCCAAAUUCAAGAUUUUUGGCAAGUUACCUCUCAUUUCUUUACGAGUUUCAGAUAAAAAACUGCAAGGAAUUAUGGAAUUAGUUAAAAGCAUCCCAGCACCUAAAUAUGUACCUGAUGUUCCUGAUCCUGAAAAGUCCUUUCAGGUUCAAAGAUCCACUUCUUUUGGAACAACGCAGAUUUCACAGAAAGUGCUUUCUCUUUUGGAACUUCCACCCAUUAUUGAAGAGGAAUCAGAGGAGGAAUUUUUUGAUGCACCAUCUAGUCCAUUGGAAGAGCCUCUUCAAGUUCUGUCUAGAACUGAAUUUUACAUUCCUAAAAAGCCUUUAAAGGAGGAGAUUAAAAAAAAUAUGACUCAAUUUAGUAUAAGAUUUGAAGUACCAAAGGUUACAAUUCAGUUUUAUCAUCUUGUUGAAGAUUGUGAACUACCUGUGGUGGAAUUUGAUGUCUUGGGAUUUGGAACACAAAUUGAACUUAGAACAUUUGAUUUGAAAGCAAAUGCAUUUUUGAAAGAGUUCUGCUUAAAAUGCCCAGAAUAUUUGGAUGAUGAAAAGAAUCCAGUUUAUAUCAUUACAACGUUGGAUAAUGUAAUGGAAGAUCUGUUAACACUGGAAUAUGUGAAGGCAGAAAAUAAUGUACCAGACUUGAAGAAUUCUUACAACAAUGUUACUCAGCUGCUCAAGGUGAAUUUUUCUUCUUUGGAUAUUCAUUUACAUACUGAAGCACUUCUGAAUACCAUGAAAUAUUUUAAUGAUAUCCUUCCACAAUCAGAGGAAAAAUCUGCCUCUCUGUAUAUUUCAGAGAAUGAAGACAAAGGAGAUGUCAUUAAGAAAAUGCCUUCUAAACUAUGCAAGGAUGAAGAUAUUAUUACUUUGCAGGUUUUAGCAGAAUUAUCCUGUAUAAGGAUUUUUAUUCAAGAUCAGAAACGAAAUAUUUCUGAAAUUAGGAUUGAAGGUCUUGAUUCUGAAAUUAUUAUGAAACCUAUAGGAACUGAAAUAAAUGCAAAGUUAAGAAAUAUCGUCGUUUUGGAUUCUGAUGCUAUGGCUGUGUACAAGAAGGCUGUUUAUAUCACUGGAAAAGAAGUUUUUAGUUUCAAAAUAAUUUCUUACGUGGAUGCAACUGCUGGUGCUGCAUAUACAGAUAUGAAUGUGGCUGAUGUUCAUGUUAAUUUAACUGUUGGUUGCAUUGAAGUUGUUUUUGUCACAAAAUUUCUGUAUUCCAUAUUGGCUUUUAUAGACAACUUUCAAGCAGCCAAACAGGCCUUGACUGAGGCUACUGUUCAGGCAGCAGAAAUGGCUGCUACUGGAGUGAAAGAACUGGCAAAAAGGAGUUCUAGGAUGGCGCUGGACAUUAACAUCAAAGCCCCUGUUGUGGUCAUUCCACAGUCUCCGGUUUCGGAAAAUGUUUUUAUUGCUGACUUUGGACUCAUUACAAUGACUAAUACCUUUCAUAUGAUAACAGAGAGUCAGAGCAACCCUCCACCUGUUAUUGAUUUGAUAGCGAUAAAACUGAGUGAAAUGCGACUGUACAGGUCUCAAUAUAUUAAGGAUGAAUACAGAGACGAACUGGAUAUACUGUUGCCAUUAAAUCUGGAGGUGAUUGUUGAGCAAAAUUUAUCCUGGGAAUGGUACCAGGAAGUUCCUGGUUUUAAUAUAAAUGCUCAUCUCAAACCCAUGGAGUUUAUCCUUAGUCAAGAAGAUAUAACAACUAUUUUCAAAACAUUACACGGCAAUCUGUGGUAUGAAGAAGGUGACUAUUCCUCACCUGCUGUGACAAAAGACCAAUGUAUUGCUACUAAUGGAGUUACUAAUGCUUCAGACCAUUCAGGAGGAAAAACUGUGGUGACAGCUGCUGUGGUAGAAAUACAUUCACAUGCCUCACAAGUUAAGACAACGAUAAAUAUGAGUUUUCGGACAGACUAUCUCACCAUGGUAUUAUAUAGUCCGGGGCCUGAACAGACUUCCUUUACAGAUGUUCGUGAUUCUUCUCUGCAACUUGCUGAAUUUAGGUUGGAGAAUAUUAUAAGCACUUUAAAAAUGUGUACAGAUGAUUCUGUAUUUUCUUCUUUCUCACUAAAAAACUGUAUUUUGGAUGAUAAAAGGCCUCAUGUCAAGAAAGCAACUCCUAGAAUGAUAGGACUAACAGUUGGGUUUGACAAAAAAGACAUGAUGGAUGUCCGAUACAAGCGUGUCAGAGAUGGUUGGGUGACAGAUGUUGUUCUUCAAGAAAUGUACAUUUGUGCAAGUGUGGAGUUUUUAAUGACAGUUUUCAAUGUCUUUUUGGAGGCCUACAGCACAGGCAGUGCUGUAGAAAAGAGUAUUCAAGCUCAGUCUUCUAAGGAGCAGAUUCCUGUAGAAGAAUCAGGGAAAUGGGAAAUUAACAUGCUAAUUAAAAAUCCUGAAAUUGUGUUUGUGGCUGACAUGACAAGAAAUGAUGCCCCGGCCUUAGUACUUACGACACAGUGUGAAGUUUGUUGGAAAGGUGACCUUGAAAACAAUAAGAUGACUGCUGCUAUUAAAGAUCUCCAAGUGAGAGCAUGCCCAUUUCUUCUUGACAAGAGAAAAGGGAACAUCACUACUGUUUUGCAGCCUUGUGACUUGUUUUAUCAAACUACUCAGAUAGGUACAGAACCACAAGUGAUUGAUAUAUCAGUAAAAUCUCUGACAAUAAAGGUUUCACCAGUUAUCAUAAACACCUUGAUUACCAUAACUGCAGCACUUUCUACAACUAAGGAAGAUGUUCCAAAAGAAGCUACUGUUUCUGCAGCACAGUUGUGGGAAAUGAAGGAUACAAAGAAUUUGAAAAUGUGGUUCCUCGAAGAACCAAAUGAGAAUGAACACAUAGCUCCCACAACUGAAUUGGUACUCAAAGGCGAGAUGAUAAAAAUUAACAUUGAUUCUAUUUUUAUAGUUCUUGAAGCUGGAAUUGGUCAUAGAACAGUGCCUAUGCUUUUAGCAAAGUCAAGUUUUUCAGGGGAAGGCAAAAACUGGAGUUCCCUGAUAAAUCUUCAUUGUCAACUUGAGCUAGAAGUACAUUAUUACAAUGAGAUGUUUGGUGUAUGGGAGCCAUUGCUGGAACCCUUAGAAAUUGAUCAGACUGAGGAUUUUCGACCAUGGAAUCUUGGAUUCAAGAUGAAAAAAAAAGCAAAGAGAGCCAUUGUUGAAUCAGACACCGAAGAAGAAAACUACAAAGUGCCGGAGUAUAAAACUAUCUUCAGUUUUUAUUCAAAAGAUCAACUGAACAUUACAUUAUCCAAGUGUGGCCUUGUAAUGUUAAAUAAUUUAGUUAAGGCAUUUACAGAAGCUGCCACUGGAUCUGCUUCAAGUGUCUUCCUAAAGGAUCUAGCACCAUUUAUGAUUAUAAAUUCUCUUGGACUUACAAUCUCCGUUUCACCAAGUGAUUCCUUUAGUGUACUCGAUGUUCCAAUUGCAAAAUCAUAUACGUUGAAAAAUAAGGAGAGUUUAAAUAUGGAUUAUAUUCGAACUAAGGACAAUGAUCAUUUCAAUGCAAUGACCAGCCUAAGCAGCAAACAUUUCUUCAUUCUUCUUUCACCUGUUAACCACUCUACGGCUGAUAAGAUUCCUUUAACAAAAGUGGGACGACGUCUGUAUACUGUUAGACACAGAGAGUCUGGAGUGGAAAGAUCAAUUGUUUGUCAGGUUGAUGCAGUGGAAGGGAGUAAGAAGGUAACAGUUCGCUCCCCAGUGCAGAUUAGGAAUCAUUUUUCAGUCCCAUUGUCUGUUUAUGAAGGAGAUGUUUUAUUGGGAACUGCUUUACCUGAUGAUGAAUUCAACAUGCCAUUGGAAUCUUACCGAUCACUCCUUUUUCUGAUGCCUGAAGAUGAGGGCUAUCAAAUGUGUGAAGGAAUUGAAUUUGAAGAAAUUAUAAAAAACGAUGGACUGCUUCUAAGGAAGAAAUGUAUAAAUACAAACCCUUCCAAGAAACCGUUUAUUAUCAAUAUUGUCCCUGAAAAAGAUAAUUUGACAUCUCUUUCAGUGUAUUCAGAAGAUGGAUGGGAUUUACCGUACAUAAUCCAUUUAUGGCCACCAAUUCUGCUCCGAAACCUUCUUCCAUACAAAAUUGCUUAUUAUAUUGAGGGUAUUGAACAUAGGAUUUUUACUUUGAAUGAAGGAUGUUCAGCACAGAUUUGUACUGCAGAGUUGGACAAAGCCAAGCUACAUUUGAAAUUACUUGACUAUCUAAAUCAUGAUUGGAAAAGUGAAUAUCAAGUAAAACAUAACCAACAAGACAUUAGUUUCAUCAACUUUACCUGUGUUACAGAAAUAGAAAAGACUGACUUAGAUAUUGCCAUCCAUGUGACUUAUAAUACAGGCCAGGUGGUUGUGGCAUUUCAUAGUCCUUAUUGGAUGGUCAAUAAAACUGGCCGAUUGUUACAGUACAAAGCGGAUGGAAUUCAUCGAAAGCAUCCACCUAAUUAUACAAAGCCAGUUUUAUUUAGUUUUCAACCAAAACACUUUUUUAAUAACAAUAAGGUUCAACUUAUGGUGACUGAUAGUGAAUUGUCAGAUCAGUUUUCAAUUGAUACUGUUGGUAGUCAUGGAGCUGUGAAAUGUAAAGGUCCAAACAUGGAAUACCAAGUUGGUGUCACUAUAGACCUCAGCAGUUUCAACAUCACCAGAAUUGUGACAUUUACCCCUUUUUAUAUGAUUAAAAACAAAAGCAAAUGCCAUAUAUCAGUGGCUGAAGAGGGAAAUGAUAAAUGGAUCAGUCUUGAUUUGGAGCAGUGUAUCCCCUUUUGGCCAGAAGAUGCUUCUAACAAACUUCUCAUUCAAGUGGAAAAAAGCCAAGAUCCUCCCAAAAAGAUAUAUUUUAACAAGCAAGAAAAUUGUAUUUUAUUGCGUCUGGAUAAUGAGCUUGGAGGCAUUAUCGCAGAAGUUAAUUUGGCUGAGCAUUCUACAGUUAUUACAUUUUCUGAUUAUCAUGACGGGGCUGCUACAUUCUUGUUAAUCAAUCAUACGAAAGAUGAUUUUGUUGAAUAUAAGCAAAGUUCCCUUAGCCACAUAGAAGACACUCUCCCUCCAGGCAAAGCAGUGUUUUACACAUGGGCUGAUCCAGUGGGCUCUAAAAAACUCAAGUGGAGCUGUGGACGAAGCCAUGGGGAAGUAACACAGAAGGAUGAUAUGAUGACACCUAUAAGUGUGGGGAAAAAAACUAUUUAUUUAGUUUCAUUUUUUGAAGGCCUACAACGCAUUAUUUUAUUCACUGAAGAUCCAAGAGUAUUUAAAGUAACAUAUGAAAGCGAGAAAGCAGAGUUAGCAGAGCAAGAAAUUGUGUUGGCUUUACAAGAUGUUGGAAUUUCUCUUGUCAACAAUUACACAAAACAGGAAGUAGCUUAUAUUGGCAUUACAAGUUCUGAUGUUGUUUGGGAGACAAAGCCCAAAAAGAAAGCAAGAUGGAAGCCUAUGAGUAUAAAACAAACUGAGAAGUUGGAGAAAGAAUUUAAGGACUACACUGAAUCUUCGCCUUCAGAAGAUAGAAUUAUUGAGUUGGAUACUAAUAUUCCGGUUCGCUUAACACCUAGUGGUAGUAACAUGAAAAUUCUGCAACCACAAAUAAUAGCUCUACGGAGAAAUUAUCUUCCUGCAUUGAAGUUGGAAUAUUGCACAUCUGCACAUCAGUCAUCAUUUAGAGUUCAAAUUUACAGAAUACAGAUCCAAAACCAGAUACAUGGUGCUAUAUUCCCAUUUGUGUUUUAUCCUAUCAAACCUCCCAAGUCAGUAACUAUGGAUUCAGCACCGAAGCCAUUUACAGAUGUCAGUAUUGUAAUGAGAUCUGCAGGUCAUUCCCAAAUAUCACGUAUUAAGUAAUUGAUGUUCAAAGUGUUAAUACAAGAAAUGGACCUCAGAUUAGAUCUUGGGUUUGUGUACGCUUUAGCGGAACUUACAACAGAAGCUGAAGUUUCUGAAAAAACAGAGAUUGAACUUUUUCAGAAGGAUGUAGAAGUUUUUCAAGAAGAAUAUAAAACAGCUUCAUUAGUGGAUGCAUCGCAAGUCAGUCUUUAUGAGUACUUUCAUAUAUCUCCUAUCAAGUUACAUUUAAGUGUUUCCCUAAGUUCUGGUAGAGAAGAAAUUAAGGAUUCAAAACACCAUGGAGGCCUGAUUCCAGUUCAUUCAUUAAAUCUUCUGCUGAAGAGUAUUGGUGCCACUCUAACAGAUGUACAAGAUGUAGUUUUUAAACUUGCAUUUUUUGAACUCAACUAUCAGUUCCAUACGACACCUCAACUACAAUCUGAAGUAAUAAGACAUUAUUCAAAACAGGCCAUUAAGCAGAUGUAUGUACUCAUCCUUGGACUUGAAGUUUUGGGAAAUCCCUUUGGCUUAAUUAGAGAAUUUUCUGAAGGUGUAGAAGCAUUUUUUUAUGAACCUUAUCAGGGAGCCAUUCAAGGUCCUGAAGAGUUCGUGGAGGGAAUGGCACUGGGACUUAAGGCCCUAGUUGGAGGAGCUGUUGGUGGAUUGGCUGGUGCUGCCUCCAAAAUCACCAGUGCCAUGGCUAAAGGAGUAGCAGCUAUAACCAUGGAUGAAGACUACCAGCAGAAGAGAAGAGAAGCCAUGAAUAAGCAACCAACUGGUCUUCGAGAAGGCAUCACUCGUGGAGGAAAAGGUUUAGUCUCUGGUUUUGUAAGUGGCAUAACAGGAAUUGUGACCAAACCAAUCAAAGGGGCUCAGAAAGAAGGAGCAGCUGGCUUCUUUAAAGGUGUUGGGAAAGGUUUAGUUGGAGCAGUGGCAAGGCCAACAGGAGGCAUCAUAGAUAUGGCAAGCAGUACUUUUCAGGGAAUAAAAAGAGCUACAGAGUCUUCUGAUGACGUGGAGAGCUUGCGACCCCCUCGUUUCUUCAAUGAAGAUGGAGUUAUCAGACCUUACAGGUUGAGGGACGGUACUGGAAAUCAAAUGUUACAGGUCAUGGAAAAUGGAAGAUUUGCAAAAUAUAGAUACUUUACUCAUGUCAUGAUCAACAAAACAGAUAUGUUUAUGAUAACUAAGAGAGGAGUACUCUUUGUAACCAAAGGAACAUUUGGUCAGCUUACAUGUGAGUGGCAAUACACUUUUGAUGAGUUUACUAAAGAACCAUUCAUCAUUCAUGGGAGAAGACUGCGCAUUGAGGCCAAGGAACGAGUGAAGUCUGUAUUCCAUGCAAAAGAGUUUGGAAAAAUCAUUAACUUCAAGACCCCAGAGGAUGCUAGGUGGAUCCUAACAAAGCUGGAAGAAGCAAGAGAACCUUCCCCAAGCCUCUGA